Egretta garzetta (little egret) is the source of this 8082-nucleotide messenger RNA. RefSeq names its product Rho GTPase activating protein 1 (gene ARHGAP1). The transcript is spliced from 12 exons. Gene Ontology annotation, biological process: negative regulation of endocytic recycling; small GTPase-mediated signal transduction. The record is from RefSeq and is a predicted model, not a curated record. Lineage: Eukaryota; Metazoa; Chordata; Aves; Pelecaniformes; Ardeidae. Gene Ontology annotation, molecular function: GTPase activator activity. Gene Ontology annotation, cellular component: cytoplasm. Bases 4528 to 5841 code for a protein of 437 amino acids.
CCUCCGCUACGCGAUUAGCAUGUGCUAUGGGAACUUGGGUUUUUCUUUUCACAGUGCAAGUAGCAAAUCUUUGAGUCUCUUAUUGGAACCUUGACGUUGGCUCCGGGUUGUCAGAGGAGCUCAGCUGAAAGGGAAUGGGAGAGAAUCAGGAGCAUGGUGAGAGGAAGAGGAGGAGGCGGUGCAGCCCCAGCAGGGCUGUGCCUGCCCCCCAUUUCCUCACGUGCUCCGCAUGUGAUGUGUGGGUCCUGCAUGGCGCUGCAGCCGUGUGCCAGAGCUCCCAGAGAGGACGCUGAACUCUGCGCUUUUGCUCACAGACCCUGUGGAGAACCACUAAGCCGGGGUGGAUUUCCAGCAGGCAUGGAGGUGGCCUUCAGCAAAGGGUUUGAGAUGACUGCGGAAGGAAGGCUGCUCGUUUAAGAAGCUGUUACAAUAACGAAGGGCGAAAGAGUUUCCCUGAGCAAUAGUGUGCCUCUCCUGGGUUAGUUCGUCACGGAACACCACACAAAGCCGGUCCGGCUCUUGACCCUUUGGUUCUUUCAGGGUAGUAUGGGGGUAGCGAGACUCUCGGUGGUACCAUCGGUCUUGAUGUGAGGGAAGACCUGGGCUUGGCUUUCUCAGUGAGUCUCAGUCCUGGGGCUCAUUCACACGAGUGAGGGCUUUGAAGGUCUGCUUCUGAGUAGCUGCUUCCUUAUUUUGCAGUGUGCUUGAUAUUAAGACUGUAGAAAAGUGCAGGGACUUGAUUCACGUGUACAGAAAAACAGACGCUUGUGCAAACGAAACAAAACUGGGUGGAGGUGCAGAUGGCAGCAGAGUCGGGAAAAUAAUACAGAAUUGGGAUUCUUUUGGGCCUGAGCAUUGCUUGUUAAUUGGGCAGGGAAGAAGAGGCCACUUAGCUUUUGUAGUUCUUUAUUGUGUGUAAGUACCGGUCCAGGGCGUGGUAAUGCAUGCGCAGACAUAUUUUGAUGUGUAGAUUUACUUCUGAAUUAAUCGUGCAUCUGGAAGAAAAACAGGAAAAGGAAAUUGCUGAGUAGGUGCAGCUUAGAAAUAAAUGAUGUAAAAGUACUGAAACUGGAAUUGCAGAAAAAAAUAGUCUGCAUGAACGGCAGCUACCCACACUUCAUAGAUCCAAGUGAGCUGCCUUCCCUGGGUACGUCCUGGUAGGAUCUUGUGUAAGGAGUCUCCAGCUCAGAAUUUGUGUGAAUAUGGUAUUUUAAAGGGCUGAGGUUUCUCUCCUCCAGCAGAACAUGCUGUUCUACUGCACAUCUCUCUGUUACCAAGAAAAUACAUUUUUAUUAGACAGCAAGUGCCCAGGUGAACAGGUGUAGGUGCAGAAAACAUACUUAAAUGCUUGGAAAAAUGGAAACAGUUGGCUCUUUAGAGCCCGGCAGUAAGUAAAGGCUUCUGAUGUCAAGCAUGAUUCUUUAGGUUUUUAAAUGUUUGACUAGGCUUUUUACUUUUUAAAUCCUGGCACAGCAUUUUUCUUACCUUCUGAUUGGCUAUAGAGGGUGUAUCACUUGCAUCUUGUCGUGACAUUUAUCUAAACCAAAUGGGGUCCUUAAAUUGUGUUGUGUCUGGUGAGAUGCUGUUUUUUUGACAACUGUGUCGCCCUUAACACUGACACAGGCUGGACUUUCUGUUCAAUGACAUGUCCUGCUUAUGGGUCAUUUUUGAGUAUGCAGGGAAAAAUCUCAUGCAGCUGCACUGUCAGGAAGUAAAAUGUAUACCCUUAUGUGAAGAUCCCCAAGUAGUUUCUUACAUCCUAACUCUGGGUCUCUCCUUCUCCGUGACUGCUAAUUCCCAGGCAUUUAGAGGAUUAUAUUUCUCCAAACUGUUCUAGGGUUACCUGAUGUGAGACCCCAUGCUUUUGUCUUUUGCACUGUUGGGAAAGGGCUGGGGAAAGUUCUGCAAAACCCUUUUUGCGCUACAGUCUGGUUCACAAGAAGGACCUGAAAUCCAAGAGAUCUUCUGCUCUAGAUGUUCCUUCCAUUAACAUUUCUGCCACAGAGCACAAUCCUAGAGCCAGGGAAUGGAGCUGCCUUGGCUGUGAAAAGCACAUGGAGGUAUCUGGGGAGCCUGGUCUGCCUUUCCAAGGGGUAAGGAAGGUUUUGGCAAGGGCACUAUCCACUGGGCUCUUUUCCAGUGUGGAACUGUAAGGAUCCUAACGACUUCCUUCUUCCACAUGGUGCCACCCCAGGAUUAAUUUUAUGCCUAAGGGGAAAUCCCCCAGUGCUGUCUAAUAACCAUCUCUUCUGCCUCUGAUCAAGCACUGCAAGUUGACUGUGAAGCCAAGUUGUGAUCUGUGUAGGGACAAGUGAUGACACUUGGUGUCUUGCUGGCCCUAUGGCAGUACCACCACUGCUGUGUGGGAAGAUUUGGAUUUGGACCCUAAGUGCUUCAGGACCUCGCUUUGGGGACACUCUUGCUACUGGGCAUCCCCAAGGAUCUCACAUGAAAGGCAUCUCAGUGGAGGGCAGCAGCUGAAUGUAGGCCCCCUGUCCCCACUGGGGCCGGAAGGUCCCUGGAAGCUGGGAAUGCUGAGGGGCUGCGGAUGCUUCCUCAGUGUGGGGUGCUGGGCUGUGGGGCUGCUGAGCUGCGGUGGGGACUGCUUUAAGCACACUGACUCAUACGAGUUGGUGCCUGGCGUUACCAUAGAAAUCGGAUCAGCUGCUAGGGGUGGGGAGUCCUUGUCCUUUGGCUCCACCGCUGCAUGGUUCCAGCAUGAGCUCACAGUGCAAGGGAACCUGAUGUCUUGCUCCUUAUCCCUUCGAGAUCAGAGGUCAGACAGCUCUCGCGGCCCUCACCAGAGAGGAGGGAAUAAUUUUGCCUGGGUCUCUGCUUGGCUGCAGUGGUCAGACCCUGUGUGUUUGCUGUGCUGUCUCGGUGACCUGCUGUCCAUAUAUAUCUUGCUCUUUCAUAUUUCAGGAAACUUAUUUCAUUUGCUUAGCAAUAGCUCCCAGCCCUUUGGGAGCCCCAGAGAGGUGAAAACUGGUUGUAAACUGAUGAGUAGCAGAUAAGGGAGGACAGGAAUUAAGGAGGUGGAAUGAUCCAGAGGGAGGGAACAAACACUGAGUAUCCAAUUUCCUGUACUCUCAAAAUGCAUUCCUAAGCUUGGUCAUGAGUGUUGCCCCAAGCAUGGACAUGACGCCUUCUGAUGCUCAGUCUCUCACAGUUCUUGUCCUCUGUGCUCACUUCUGUGUAACUGUUCUGUCAUCUUCUCUGGAUAAAUAUACACAUUCAAGCUCUAGGGAUGGAAGAUGGAAGACGCAAAACAUGGUUGCCCACCCUCCAUUCUGCUAAAGGAAGUAACUUUACUGUGAAUAUAAUCUUUCCACACAAAGGCGUUGUGCCUCUUCAGAUCAUCUUUGAACCCUUUGCUCUCCUCGUAAUACAAAACAAGCACAAGCCUGCCUAAGAAACAGCAUUACAGAGUCUUGCUGAUGCAAGGUGUCAUUUUGUUUUGCUACAGUUCUUCUUGGCUUGCUGCCUGUUGUCUGUGUGGUCUGUGUGAGCAAUCCAGAUCUCUGUAUUUGUACUUUCCAGGACGUUGGCAUUAGAGGAUAACAGCUAGGGGGUCACCCCUCAGAACUGGUACCCUUAGGAGGUGCUAUAUGUUAUGCUAGCUCAGUCCUGGGUUUGACACAUCUUCUGCUCCAGGUGAGAAUGAGAAAUACUUGGAAUCAACAGCAAACACACUGAGCUGUCUGUUUCUUGGACCCCUGUAAUUCCUUGGUCUCCCGAGUAUUAUGGCAUGCUUGGUGAAAAAUAUUCAUUCUAGCAAUAUGGCUUUGAUGUAAAGAGAUGAUUCUUGCUGCUUGCUGUCAUGUAGGAGAAAGGAUUUGCUGGGUGAUGCUGAAAGGAGAUGAAGGUUGUAUGUGUGUUGUUCUCCCUCUCUUACUAGCUCAGCCUACAAAAUCCUGUUUUAAGAAGCUGUUCACGUCUGUGUUCAGAUCCCAGCACACUGAAGCACCCACUUCAGUGUUAUUGAGAGCUCUGGCCCUCCCUUAUGGGGAGAAGGGGGGGUGAUUCCUGGGAAAGCUUCCAGCGCUGGGCCAACUGUGGAAACAGCUGGGCUUUGUGCCAGCCCUUCGGAGGGAGGGGGAGCUCAGAGCUGGUACAGUGAGUGUGUCAGGCUGGGGCUGGUGUAGCCUGUCGCCUUCCACAGUGUCUCGCUGCUGCUUCUGUUUCAGGAGAGAAACUACUCUGGACAGAGCUGUGGUCAAGCAGAGACUCGCUGGGAGGGUUGGUACAGGCUCCUGAUGGCCUUUUGAUAGCAGUUGGCAUGAAAGAAUCUGACAUAUGUCUGACAUAUGUUGGUGCUCCUGGCUCGGAGGAGGAGGUCCUGCCUGUGUUAAGGGGGAGGGGAAGUAUGAUCUCUGGAUAAGUAAAGAUAAGGGAGGACUGAGGAAAAUGAGCAAGAAGAGGAAGAGCCUCUGUAAGGAGGUAAACUUGUGAUCUGUGUGUCUCAUCUAGCAAUCUCGGCAGUCCUCAUUCUAGACGCUGCAAAAUAAACUGCGGUAUUUGGGGACCAUGGCUACAGACCCACUCUCAGAGCUUCAGGAUGACCUGAACUUGGAUGAUACCAAUGAGUCCCUCAGCCAGCUCAAACUGGCCUCCAUAGAUGAGAAGAGCUGGCCAGCAGAUGAAGCCUCUGCUUUUCCCAAAUCAGAGGACUCCAAAAGCUCCCCUGAGCCCAUCACUCACCUGCGGUGGGAUGAUCCCUACUAUGAUAUCGCCAGGCACCACAUUGUGGAAGUAGCAGGUGAUGACAAAUAUGGAAGGAAAGUAAUUUUGUUCAGUGCCUGCCGGAUGCCCCCAAGUCAUCAACUUGAUCACGUGAAACUGCUGGGGUACCUGAAAUUCACACUGGACCAGUAUGUGGAGAGUGAUUACACACUGGUGUACCUGCACCAUGGCCUGACCAGUGAGAACAAGCCAUCCCUGAGCUGGCUGCGGGAUGCCUACAGGGAAUUUGAUCGCAAGUACAAGAAGAACAUCAAAGCCUUGUAUAUUGUGCACCCAACCAUGUUCAUCAAGACCCUGCUGAUUCUCUUCAAGCCUCUGAUCAGCUUUAAGUUUGGACGAAAGAUUUUUUAUGUGAACUUCCUUAGUGAGCUGGAGGAGUAUGUGAAGCUGGAACAGCUGGGAAUCCCAAGUCAAGUGCUGAAAUAUGACGAAUAUCUGAGAUCCCUGCAGAAACCUUCACAAGUGCCCCAGAAGCCAACACCCCCACGCCCACCACUGCCAAACCAGCAGUUUGGAGUCUCGCUCCAGCAUCUCAGGGAGAAGAGCCCUGAUCAGUCUCCUGUUCCUCUGGUGGUCAGAGACACUAUUGCUCAUUUACAGGAGCAUGCUCUUGCUACAGAGGGGAUUUUCCGGAGAUCAGCAAAUACACAGGUUGUCAGGGAGGUCCAGCAAAAAUACAACAUGGGUGUGCCUGUAGAUUUCCAGCAGUAUGAAGAUGUGCACCUCCCUGCUGUGAUUCUCAAGACCUUCUUGAGGGAGCUACCUGAACCCCUUCUCACUUUUGCCCUCUAUAGUCAUGUUGUCACCUUCCAGAGUGUGGAGGAGGUGAAUCGUGUGGAUGUUGUUCGCAAAACACUCCAGACUCUGCCAGAAGAAAAUUACGAAGUGCUCCAUUUACUGACAGCCUUUCUGGUUCAGGUCUCUGCUCACAGUGACAGAAACAAGAUGACAAACACCAACCUGGCAGUUGUGUUUGGCCCAAAUCUGCUGUGGGCCAAAGAUGUAGCCAUCACCCUAAAAGCCAUCAACCCCAUCAAUACCUUUACGAAGUUCCUGCUGGACCACCAGAAGGAGCUUUUUGAGGAUGUGGAGGCCUGAAUCCAGGCCAGCCCACACCAGCACACUGUGCCCACCUUCCCACCUUCUUUCCCACCUUGUCUUGGAGCUGUGACCAAGCUGUCUCCAGUGCAAAGGGACCAUUGAUCCUCUGGGUGAUGAGCAGAGCGAGGGCUGUGGAGAUGGUGGAGAAAGGGUGUAAGUAAGCAAGCAGGAGACCUGCUGCUCCGGAUGGGGAGGGGAGCUGGUCUCCCAGCUGCUGCAAGUGGAGUCCUAACCCACCUGCCAGUCUGUGCAGCUCCUCCAGGUCUCAUCACCAGUCUGUUGCCCUAUCAGAUGACCUGCCUUCCUUUCCUCCUUCCCUCACAUGCAGUUUUUCUGCCCUCCUGCUCCCUUCCUCGGCAAAGAUCUUUUUUGUGCAAGCUCCCAAUAGCCCCAGCUCACCCCCCCUUGCCUCAGCUGGGCUGUCUGGGCUAGGGCAGGCUUGCUGGGUUUUGUGGCAGAGAUGUUCUUGCUGUGAGUGUCAUCUCUCGGCACUGAAUGUGCAUCCUGCUUUCCCUAGAGGCACCUAAACCAGGGAAGGGAACCAGGCAGCCCUUGUGCUUCAGGUAGCAGCGUGUCCUGCACUUGCAAACACUACUCUGGACCCUGUGCUUUUGGCAGGCAAGUGAAGGACAGGCUCACAGCACAUGGGCUGUAUUACCUGUCAGACUCUAAUACAAGGAAGCUGAAUUUAGUCCAACCCCCUCUGGAGUCACCCACUCCAGAUACUAUUUGGUCUUGUUGGAGUAUAGUGGGUGAGGUGCCUCCCAUAGCUACCCAGCUCAGGUGUGUUUGUCCCUGCAGCAGCGUGUCCAGCCUGGCUGGGAAGGUUCACGCCAGACCUGGCUGUGUGGGGGCGCUGGCUGGGGCCCUGUGGCAGCUGGUGAGCCUGAAUGGCAGGGAGCAAGUGCCCUGGUGGCACUGAACUGCUGAACGCUAUGAGGAUCACUGCCUUUCCCUGUGGCAGCAGCACAAGGCCUCUUCUCAUCCCUCAGGCAUUGUGUGUCUGUGCGACUGGCACAGACUGCCUUGGUUAGUUGUCUUUUUGAGCAGAACUUUCCCCAGCACAGUGUAACAGAGAGCAUGGCCUUGAGGGAGAGUCUAGGAACUGGGGCUAACCCUUACCCUGGAGUGCACCAGGCCUGGAUUGCAAAUUUCUGCCCAGGUGCUGAGCAUUCAUGUGCCAAAGCUGUGAGGGAACAGCUAUUCCAUGCCAAGGGCCUUUGCCCUGUCUCCUCCUUGGUUCAUGCCUUCCUUCCAUCCUACCAUGGAAGCCUGGUCAGAUGCAUCCUGGGCACGGCUGGAGAGAUCGGGUUGUCCUCAAGGCAGGCUCAGAGUGGGAUGGGCCUGGCACCUUCCCAAAGCAGCUGCAAUGCUGUUAGGGCAUCACUGUUGGCUUUGGGCUGCAGCAUUCCCGUUACCUGAGCUAAAAGACAUCCACCUCCUUAGCCCGGGCCUGGCAGGGUGUGAAGAAGGGAGCUUCUAGCCUUACUUACCUGGUGUGUUGUAUCUUUAUAUCUUGUGCCCUGCGUGCCUGGGCCACUCCUCCCUGCUGCAUCUGGCCACAGGGACAAAUCUUUUGGACCAAGUAGAAUGAAUUUUUAAAAAGCUACUGGAUGCUAAAUAGAAUUUGCUUUUUCAUAAUAUUUUAGCCUGCCUUUAAACGCUGACCAAUGGUCAGUGCCCCAGCUGUAAUCAAAAUAAGUGAUAUCUGCUGCAGGAAUUAUGGAAAUUGCUCUUUUUGCUAAGCUCUGGAAUGGGAAUGGGUGUGAGCAUAGGCAGCUCUGCAGGGCAGCGCAGGUUCAGCCAGCUGGCUCAGAGGAGGCACACCAACACGUGGGUGGGAACAGUGAGCAAGAAACUGAGCAUUACUAAGACUGGAGCAAGAGAUGUUCUAGGAGACGGCUGGGUCUGAUCCCUUCUAGAUACUGGGGGGGCUUUGCCCUAUGGAGGCUACAAAGCUGUUUAGUCUCCCCCUUCCAAGAGUAGGGGGCUUCCCUGUUUGGCCAGGAUACAAAUUGUUUCGGCCUGAACAAUUCACAGCAGUAACCAAAUAAAUGUUUUGAAAGUAGAGAUACUCAGCUCCUAAUUCACCUGUGAUCUCUGCUAGAGUAAGUUAGCAGGGCUGAUGUGCUGCAGAGGAGUAAUAUGUUGGACAGGGUGAAGAGAGGGGUGCUUGCCCCACUGUUUGUUUUAGGGGGCAUGGCUUUCUGGACAGCUUGGGAGGAGCAUGGAGGCUGA